Molecule: messenger RNA, 1622 nt
Organism: Osmerus eperlanus (European smelt)
Lineage: Eukaryota; Metazoa; Chordata; Actinopteri; Osmeriformes; Osmeridae
Gene: pgam1b
Product: phosphoglycerate mutase 1b
Exons: 4
Coding region: 253-1017 (254 amino acids)
Biological process (GO): glycolytic process
Molecular function (GO): intramolecular phosphotransferase activity
Source: RefSeq, a predicted model, not a curated record
CAGGAUGCUGAUUGGUGGAGAGCAGCAGGAAGAGAACUCUUUCGGAAUCACGAGCAGCCAAGUUCACAGCGGCCGAAUCGGUAACCCGGUCCUAGCAUCUUCCCUUAGCCAAUUGUGUCUGCAUCUGUAAACCGUAUAGGGUACCGGUAGAGCGAAGCCACGAGACUCGUACGCUUAUUGUCGCCGCAUCUGAAAAGGAGCUUAUUACUUCUUAAAUCCCGGAAAUACAACGAAGAGAGGACACGCACCGGAAUGGCCGCCUACAAACUGGUUCUGAUCCGUCACGGCGAGAGCUGCUGGAACCAGGAAAACCGUUUCUGCGGAUGGUUCGACGCGGACCUCAGCGAAACCGGAGAGCAGGAGGCGAAGAGGGGUGGUCAGGCCCUGAAAGACGCGGGGUAUGAGUUUGACGUGUGCUACACCUCGGUUCUGAAGCGGGCCAUCCGCACGCUCUGGCUGGUCCUGGAGGGCGUCGACCAGAUGUGGCUGCCGGUGCACCGGACCUGGCGCCUGAACGAACGGCACUACGGCGGCCUGACCGGCCUCAACAAGGCCGAGACGGCCGCCAAGCACGGAGAGGCGCAGGUGAAGAUCUGGAGGCGUUCCUUCGACACCCCGCCCCCACCCAUGGACGAGGACCACGACUUCUACAACAACAUUAGCAAGGACCGUCGCUACGGCGACCUGGCGGAGGACCAGCUCCCGUCGUGUGAGAGCCUGAAGGACACCAUCGCCCGGGCGCUGCCCUUCUGGAACGACGAGAUCGUCCCCAAGAUCAAGGAGGGCAAGAGGGUCCUGAUCGCCGCCCACGGCAACAGUCUCCGGGGCAUCGUCAAGCACCUGGAGGGCAUGUCAGAGGAGGCCAUCAUGGAACUGAACCUGCCCACAGGGAUCCCCAUCAUGUACGAGCUGGACAAGAACCUGAAGCCUGUGGGUCCCAUGCAGUUCCUGGGAGACGAGGAGACCGUCAGGAAGGCCAUGGAGGCUGUGGCGGCCCAGGGCAAGGCCAAGAAAUAGACACAGUGCCCCCUCCAUGGCCUGGAGGGGUAGUGCGGGUAGAAUUCCACCUUUUAUCCUCUCUACUGUACAAUCACGCGUUUUGGUUUUGUUUUUGUUUGGGGGCGCACACACACACACUUAGUAAGUACUGCUCUCACACACACUCUCAAUCAAACAGACAUGCACAGAUAUUGUCAUAUUUUUAUGAUUUCAUCCAGUAAUUUGGUUGGUCAUGCGAAGGAGCUGUCAUCAGUAUUAAACAAAGGGCAAUUUAUGACAUGAGUUGACCAUAACACAGUUUAGGGACCAGCUAAAACACACACACACGCACGUACACACACACACCCUUACACUUCCUUUCAAAUAUUCCUAUGUUUUGUCUGGAGGGUCAAUGCUUAACGAUGUGCUAAGUGAUGAUGUUGUGCAGUGUAGCUUGCUUUUAACCAACCUCGCUUGCACUUUCCCAAAAUGAACCUGUGAACUUAUUUAAUGUGUCUCUAUGGCAACCGUGUUUAUAUUCUGUAGUCAAGACUGAAAGAUGACCUGCCGUACUGUACCUGCUGUUUAGUUGUUUAAAGUUGACGAGUGUGGAAAAAAUAAUAAAUGUUAUGGUUACUCCCGUC